Molecule: messenger RNA, 1517 nt
Organism: Pelobates cultripes (western spadefoot toad)
Lineage: Eukaryota; Metazoa; Chordata; Amphibia; Anura; Pelobatidae
Source: the annotation of a GenBank genome assembly
UAACCGUGACACAUGGAACCAGAUCCAAUUAUAGCAGCACUAAUUACCAUAUAACUGGCCAGGAUCAAACCCUGGUCUUGCCAGUAACCGUGACACAUGGAACCAUAUCCAAUCCUAGCAGUACUAAUUACCAUAUAACUGGCCAGGAUCAAACCCUGGUCUGGCCAGUAACUGUGACACAUGGAACCAGAUGCAAUACUAGCAGUACUAAUUACCAUAUAACUGGCCGGGAUCUAACCCUGGUCUGGCCAGUAACUGUGACACAUGGAACCAGAUCCAAUUAUAGCAGCACUAAUUACCAUAUAACUGGCCGGGAUCUAACCCUGGUCUUGCCAGUAACCGUGAAACAUGGAACCAGAUCCAAUCCUAGCAGUACUAAUUACCAUAUAACUGGCCAGGAUCAAACCCUGGUCUGGCCAGUAACUGUGACACAUGGAACCAGAUGCAAUACUAGCAGUACUAAUUACCAUAUAACUGGCCGGGAUCUAACCCUGGUCUGGCCAGUAACUGUGACACAUGGAACCAGAUCCAAUUAUAGCAGCACUAAUUACCAUAUAACUGGCCGAGAUCGAACCCUGGCCUGGCCAGUAACCGUGACACAAGCAGCCAGAUCCAACCCUAGCAGUACUAAUUACCAUAUAACUGGCCGAGAUCUAACCCUGGUCUGGCCAGUAACUGUGACACAUGGAACCAGAUCCAAUCCUAGCAGUACUAAUUACCAUAUAACUGGCCAGGAUCUAACCCUGGUCUGGCCAGUAACCGUGACACAUGGAACCAGAUCCAAUCCUAGCAGCACUAAUUACCAUAUAACUGGCCAGGAUCAAACCCUGGUCUUGCCAGUAACCGUGACACAUGGAACCAGAUCCAAUCCUAGCAGUACUAAUUACCAUAUAACUGGCCGAGAUCAAACCCUGGUCUGGCCAGUAACCGUGACACAAGCAGCCAGAUCCAACCCUAGCAGUACUAAUUACCAUAUAACUGGCAGAGAUCUAACCCUGGUCUGGCCAGUAACUGUGACACAUGGAACCAGAUCCAAUCCUAGCAGUACUAAUUACCAUAUAACUGGCCGGGAUCUAACCCUGGUCUGGCCAGUAACCGUGACACAUGGAACCAGAUCCAAUUAUAGCAGCACUAAUUACCAUAUAACUGGCCAGGAUCAAACCCUGGUCUUGCCAGUAACCAUGACACAUGGAACCAUAUCCAAUCCUAGCAGUACUAAUUACCAUAUAACUGGCCGAGAUCUAACCCUGGUCUGGCCAGUAACCGUGACACAUGGAACCAGAUCCAAUCCUAGCAGUACUAAUUACCAUAUAACUGGCCGGGAUCUAACCCUGGUCUUGCCAGUAACCGUGACACAUGGAACCAGAUCCAAUCCUAGCAGUACUAAUUACCAUAUAACUGGCCGGGAUCUAACCCUGGUCUUGCCAGUAACCGUGACACAUGGAACCAGAUCCAAUCCUAGCAGUACUAAUUACCAUAUAACUGGCCGGGAUCAAACCCUGGUCUGGCCAGUAACC